AUGGAAGAAAAAAUUAAAGAAGAGCUUGCAACACACAAAAAGUAUCAAUUACUUGUGCCAGAUCUAGAUAUUCAAACCCGAUGGAAUAGCACUUAUUUAAUGUUAAACAAAUUUUUACAAAUGAGAAUUCUUUUAGAUAUUCUUGUAGCUAAACAUCGAGAUCUUUUACCAUUAUAUUUGCAAGAAAAUAAUUGUGAUAAACUUAAAAUAAUGAUAAAUAUACUUCGUCCAAUUUUUGAUGCAACUGAAAUCUUAUCCACUUCAACAUAUCCAACUAUAAGUGAUGUUAGAUUAACUAUCUUUGGAUUAAUUCGUCAUCUUAGUCCUUUUUUAGAAAGUACUUCUUCAGAAGAUCGUUUAUUUGUUGAGUCUAUUAAUUCUAAACUAAAAGAAUAUUGGAAUUAUAUUGAAGAAUCAACAACAAUAAGUACAUUAUUAGAUCCACGAUCAAAAACAAAAACAUUUACUACUACUGAGCAACGUGAAAAAGCUAUAAACAUAUUACAAAAUCAAAUGAAAAAUUAUAGUAAUCAACAUAAUCAUAUAGUUUCAAAUAUACAAAAAAGUAAACGAUUUUUUUUUGAAUCACUUUUAACUGAACAAAGCAGUAGCCCAUCUAUUGAAGAUGAAAUUACAAGGUAUAUUGCGGCACCUGUAACUUCUGAUGCUAAUCCCUUAACCUGGUGGCACCAUUAUAAAGGAUCAAGUGUUCCAUCUGAGCAAGCAUUUUCAAUAGCUGCUAAUGUAAUUACUAAGAUACGUUGUAAUUUAAAACCAGAAUCAGCUCGUGCUGUAAUGCGUUUAAAAAGUUGGAUCCCCAAAGUUCGUGAUAAGCAUGAUAAAGAAAAUGAUUUAGAUAUCGAAAUUUUAUCUGAAUCAUAA
This is a messenger RNA of Racocetra persica, 882 nucleotides long. The record is from the annotation of a GenBank genome assembly. Lineage: Eukaryota; Fungi; Glomeromycota; Glomeromycetes; Diversisporales; Gigasporaceae.